This is a messenger RNA of Pangasianodon hypophthalmus (striped catfish), 1223 nucleotides long. RefSeq lists its product as uncharacterized. Bases 152 to 820 code for a protein of 222 amino acids. Gene Ontology annotation, biological process: regulation of apoptotic process. Lineage: Eukaryota; Metazoa; Chordata; Actinopteri; Siluriformes; Pangasiidae. The transcript is spliced from 5 exons. The record is from RefSeq and is a predicted model, not a curated record.
UCAUGCUGGGAAAUUCUCCGGGGGAAAUUACACUGCGGCGCGCAUGCGCACUGGCGUACAGGCGCAGAGUCGCGGUAUCGGUUUUAUUUGCAGUUUGAAUUUGAGCUGAUGUGCAAAAGAAGAAGAGGUCAGUGUUUGUGGCUUCUCUUGGAUGGACGUCGUCUCCUCGAACAGCAACAUGACAGUAAUCUCACCCGAUAAGGUACUUCAGCGUGAGCUGAGCACCCUGAGCAAGCACAUGCCCUCCUGCAUGGUGCAGCAGAUUUCUGAUUGCCUGCGCCGCUCGCGUGCACUCACUGACUACGAGGUGCAGGUGAUCUGUGCCGGGGCCACAGACAUGCAACAAGCUACAUGUCUCCUGCAAACACUCCUGCACAAGGGCCGCACGCCUUGUCUGCUCUUCUUCCAGUGCCUGAAUGCAUGCAGCCCCUCACUCUUUCGUACCGUCACCAGAGGCUUGGUGAAAGUUUCUGAUGAGGCUCACCACCAUGUGGAGAAGUCUUCCUUUUCAGAGGCAACCGGAAAUGUUCCCCCAUGUGUCAUAAACAUUAACAAUUCCUCGUUGAGCAACUGCAUCAUUGGAAACAACAACAGCUUGUGCUGUUUACUCUCUCAGUCUGAUGUCAUUAACGUAGAGCAUACGCAGAGGAGUCAGCACAGGGAAACACCAGACUCUACAGAGGCUCAUAAUGUUCAGGUGGAGAGCUCCAACGUAGAGUAUGUCAUCAUAGGGGACAGAAACUAUAUGAGCGUUGAGAGCAGUCUGGACUCAGAACAUCAGGAAGAAACGGAUAGUGUGCCAGAGGAUUUGGAGGGAUAAAGUGGAUGAGAUGCUGAAGAUGGAGACCACAGACUGUAUAUAAAAAUAUACGUUCCUUGAUGGAGUCAUAAAAAACAUGUUGUCAUAUGCAAAGAAACUCAGGUGAUGCUUUACACAGGCACUCAGUGUAAAACCAGUGGUUAAGAAAGUAUACACAUUUGUGUGAUUGAUAAUGCUAUGUUCUCUGAAGCGCAUAACAGUGUAAAUGCUGCUGUCUCGUAACUAUCGGUUUUGAUUAUAUCAGUGCCUCAGUAUUGAUUUGUUUUCUGUUACAAACCGACUUUAUAUUUUAAUAAGCUAUGUGUUACUGCUUUUGUGCAUUUUUAUGCUUCACCCGUAAUUAUUUUUUUAUGUUUAUAUAAGAUAUGUUAUUUAUUAAGGGCUAUAAACUUUUAGUCAAAUA